AUGGCAGAUGAAAGCAUGGUUCGAGCCAUAGUGGAUCUGUUUUCUGCGGGGACAGAAACUACUUCUCUCUCCACUACUUGGGCCAUCCUCUUUUUGGUGUGCUACCCAGAAAUCCAGAGGGAAUUGCACAAAGAAAUAAUGCAGGUGAUUGACAAUGGCCGCCGCCCUUCUCUCCAAGACAAGCCGCACCUGCCCUAUGUGCAGGCGUUCAUCUCUGAUAUGAUGCGGGUUGUUAAUAUUGCACCUACAUCCGUCCCCCACGUGACCCAAGAUGAAGUGGAGUUGUGUGGGUACGUAAUACCAAAACGCACUGUCUGCACGGCGAACAUCUACUCGGUUCACAUGGACCCCAAGGAGUGGCCCGAACCCGAGGAGUUUCGACCUGAGAGGUGGAUCAACAAGGCUGGUCCCCGUGCCUGCCUUGGUGAGCAGUUGGCCAGGAUUGAAUUUUUUCUCUUCCUGACCUCGAUGGUUCAGCAGUACGAGUUCUCCGCGCCCACCGGAACGCUCGGGAAUCACCUGACUACGAGCUUUACAUCAUGA
Messenger RNA from Lingula anatina, 543 nucleotides. RefSeq names its product cytochrome P450 2U1-like. Gene Ontology annotation, molecular function: oxidoreductase activity, acting on paired donors, with incorporation or reduction of molecular oxygen, reduced flavin or flavoprotein as one donor, and incorporation of one atom of oxygen; iron ion binding; heme binding. NCBI's taxonomy places the organism in Eukaryota, Metazoa, Brachiopoda, Lingulata, Lingulida, Lingulidae. Gene Ontology annotation, cellular component: cytoplasm; intracellular membrane-bounded organelle. The record is from RefSeq and is a predicted model, not a curated record. Gene Ontology annotation, biological process: xenobiotic metabolic process.